Molecule: messenger RNA, 3354 nt
Organism: Tyto alba (common barn owl)
Lineage: Eukaryota; Metazoa; Chordata; Aves; Strigiformes; Tytonidae
Product: photoreceptor outer segment membrane glycoprotein 2
Exons: 5
Coding region: 420-1508 (362 amino acids)
Biological process (GO): visual perception
Cellular component (GO): membrane
Source: RefSeq, a predicted model, not a curated record
GUCCGCGACACGCACGCCACGAUUCAGCCCUGGAAGCACAGCCGCAGCUAUUUGAAAGCGGGGGGAUGUUUCGCCAUCACAACACGAAUCAAUCUGGUGGCAUAAGAACCUUGAAAUAAAUCUCUUAGCUACGAUUAGAGAUGAGAGAUUAGCAUGGGCUGGAGAGUCGAAGUCUUUUUCUCCAUCUCCACUGGUGAGGCAGUGUAAAGACAAGAACUAUGCAGACAUCAGGAAAUCAGUACUACAGUCUUCCUUGGGAUGCCUGAUCCAGGACUUUUUCUCCCCUGUACUCAGCAAGUUACCAGUUUUGAGAUCCUGUUCAGUCCUCUGAAGCAGAUUUCUACUGCAUGCCUUGGAUACAUGCUCCUAAUGAGCUUAUGAGCUUUCCUUGACCUGCACUUCUUAACACUGAUCUGACUAUGGCUGUCCUCAAAGUAAAAUUCACCAAAACUAAGAGGGACAAAUUGGCUCAGAUCUUAUGGGUCCUUAACUGGGUUUCUGUAGUAAGCGGGAUCAUUCUCUUCAGUCUUGGACUCUUUCUGAAAAUAGAGAUCAAGAAGCGCAAUGAAGUGAUGGCAAGAGGGGACGUUAACUCUGUCCCCAACAUGCUGAUCUCCGUAGGGGUCAUAGCAUGUAUCAUCAACUUUCUGGGUGGCAAAAUCUGCUAUGACUGCCCAGAUGCCAACAAGUUCUCUCGAUGGAAACUAGUUAUGCUCCCAUACAUCGUAUGUACCUUCUGUUUUACCUUCUGCAUCCUGGUGGGUGCUCUCAUGUGCUAUACCAUGAGGAGUGAGCUGGAAGAGUCUCUCUAUCUGGGACUGAGAGAUGCUAUUAAGUUCUAUAAGGACACGGACAUACCUGGACGAUGUUUCUUAAAGAAAACAGUGGAUAUGUUACAAAUUGGAUUCAAAUGCUGUGGAAACAAUGGCUUUAGAGACUGGUUUGAAAUUCAGUGGGUAUCUGCUCGUUAUCUGAAUAUGGCUUCCAAAGAAGUUCUGGACCGUCUGAAGAGCAACGUUGACGGGAAGUUCUUGGUGGAUGGAGUGCCCUUCAGCUGCUGCAACCCAAGCUCCCCGCGGCCCUGCAUCCAGUACCAGCUGACAAACAACAGCGCUCACUACCACUACGAUUUUCUGACCGAGGAGCUCAAUAUCUGGGUGAAGGGGUGCCGAGAGGCUUUGCUGGAGUACUACACAGCUAUUAUGAGAUCUGUUGGUAUUGCAGCAUUGCUUAUUUGGUUCUUUGAGCUCUCUGUACUUACUGGUGUUCGGUACCUACAAACAGCAAUGAAGAAUGUCCUUCUGCUAGGAGAUCUGGAGGGUGAAUCGGACGGUUGGCUACUAGAAAACAGCUUUGUGGAAACUGCCAAAUACAAGAUCAGUAUCAUCAAGAACCUUGGCAAAGCCAACCAGAUCUCCACUGUCUCGGGCAUGAACAACCCCAACAUCAAUGUUCAAAACACAAACUGUGGCAAAACCCAGAGUAAAGCAAAAUCUAUCCCAGUCUAGCUAGGCGAGUCUCCAAAGAAAUGACAUCACAAGUGUAGCUUCGAUACAUUACAGUCUUACAGUUACCAGAUUUUCCACUGGUGGGAAAAAAUGAGUAGGAAAACAAAUAACUGAACAAACCACAGACUGGUGACAGCUCCAAUAAUAAUGAUGUUUCUUUUGCUGGAUGUAUUGUCACUCGUCCUUGUGAAAUCCCUGACUUUCAACACUGCACAAAACAAACUUUUGGAAUUUUCCCCACUUUCUCUCCCUUGCUUAAAUACUUCUGUCAUGGUCUGAAUGCAUCAGAAUAAUCACUAUGCACAAAAAAAUGUUCCAGAUAGGAUAGGUCUACAUCUACUAACAUACAGAUUGGUCUACUUUAUACCAACAAAGUUUGUCAUUACUGCCUUUACAUCUAUAGAAAUCCCAAAAGAAAUUAUUACAGUGGACAAAAUGAUUCUUUAAAAAAAGAUAAAAGCUGUGAAAUGAAAACUCUGUUAGUCCAGAUUAGGACAGGGGAAAUUCUAGCCCAAUUAUACAUAUAUUGCAGCCCUUCGAAAAGAGCCUAUGAGCUAGGUGAAAUUGAGCUGAAGGCAAUGAAAGUUAGCAUAAUGUAUUUAACUAAUUUUUUUUUUUUUUUUUUUCUUUCCCAAAUAGUCUGAAGUAUCUCUUUGUUUCUCCUCCUCCAUAGUUUAGAGAAAGCCAGCUGCCAUACCUCCCUGGAAGUCAAUGGGUACUGCUGGAAGGAGUUUUCUGCUCAAGAAAACUAACAGACACCUCAUGCCAGGAUAUUUAAAAUUCAAAGUAGCAUGUGAUAGCCCAAGUUUAAAAACAUAAACAUCCCAUAAAACAAAUGCUGAUGAUCCUGACAUUUAAAAGCUUCUAAUUUCAAAAGUACUUACAUAGAUCUAGCAGCUGGAAGAUCAGGGAUUAUAUGGAACCACUGAAGGCAAAUGUAGACUGACAGAGCUCCCAUCACAUUCCUAGCACAGCGCUCAGGGACAGCGUCAAUACACGGAGUGAAAGCCUGCUACACCCACGACAGGGGGCCCUAAGACUGUAACUCAUCAUUAAUAGUAGGCAGGAAAAAGAUACCAAUAUAGAUGAUAAAAGAUCAAAUAAAAUACUUCACUUGUUACUGUUCUGAGUAACACAUAGUUUGAAUAUAACUUUGGACAGCUUGUGCAUUCUUUGUGUAUAAUCAAGUAAAAGUUCUGUCACUGGGAUAUUCAAAGCAGAACUAUUCCUGCUUUUGAAAUGGUGUAAAAAUAACAGUAAAAAUUCCUUUACCUGUCUAAACAACGUCGUUUUCUGUAACAUUAGAAUAAGCAAGAAUUAUACUGUAACAAUAUAUUGUAAAUGAAGUGUGUGAUGUAAAAAUCUGUACUGUAAUUCAAGCAGACUAUAUGCACGAUCAUAAUUUCAAAUGCAAUUGCUUCACUGCUUAAAAUUUUAGGCCUAUACAUAAGUAUGUUAAAAAUAAAAAUGGACAGAUGGGGUCUGUCUGCAAUAGUAGACUGUAGCAGAUGUUUUACAAAAGGCACAUUAGAGACAAGACCAUUAAGAAAUAGUUCUUGCCCUGACAAAGCCUCCCAACUUCCAGGGAACAGCAGUUUGGGUAUGACAAAGUGGGUAUUUGUACCACUGUGUUUUAAUAAAUCGCAGUGGACAUUUUUAGCUGUGGAUUUGGAUAGUAGUUUUUUUAAGCCUGUUCAUGUUUAUGAUACCCAAACCACUUACAACAAUGGACUUCAGAUUUUAAUUUCUCACAAUUCAAUUCUGCAUUGUUUGGAAAACUGCUUCUCUUUGCUUGUUGACUCCCUGACAGCUUAAUCAGGUAUCCCCUAAUUCUUGCUGUAAGAUG